CGCCCUCUCCUGCCCCGGCCAUGGGGAGGCGCCGCCGGGCCCGGGAGCCGCCCGCCCGCCUGGUGCUGCUGGCGCUGGCGCUGGCCUCCGGCUCGGCGCUGCUGCUGGCCUCGCUCAGCCUCCUGCUGGCCGCCUGGCCCCGAUCCAGCGCCCGCGCCGCCCAGCAAGAAGCGCCGCCCGCCGCCGCCGCCGCGGUGCCACAGGAGCUGCUGUCUGAGGAUGACGCCGAAGAGCUGGACCCGGUGGUGCUGUCUACCGGCUGGAGCAGCCAAGGCAAGUUCCUGCACCAUUUUGCCCAGCAGGGGGCGCUGCGGCAGAGGAGACAGGCUGCCAAAGGCAAGCGCUCCCGGCCUCGGAGACCCAGCACUGUCUCAGCUGCGCACUACGAAGUGCAGCCCACUGAAGGACGAGCUGGGAUCCAGGCAGAUGCCGACGGGACCAUCCGCGGGUGGGUGGAAGCUAAACUCAACACGACGAGCCCCCUCCGUUACGACAGCAGCCGGGGCGAAUUCAGAGUGGCCAAGAGGGGCCUCUAUUACCUGUACUGCCAGGUCCAUUUCAACGAAGGGAAGACCAUCUACAUGAAGCUGGACAUCAUGUUAGACGGCGAGCUGGCCCUGCGCUGCCUGGAGCAGUUCCCCCCCACCAGCUCUGGGCCCCAGGACCCCGAACUUCGCGUCUGCCAGGUCUCCGGCCUGGUCCUGCUCCGGCCCGACGAAUCCAUCCGGGUCCGCACCAUUGCCAACGUCCGCCUCAAGGCUGACCGUUACCUCACCUACUUCGGUCUCUUCCAAGUCCACUGAGACGAGGGGCGUCGAGAGGGAGGAGCUGGAUGGUGCGCCCUCGCCCUUCGGGGAGCUGGAUGUGGGGGUUCAGAGAGGAAGGGGGCAGGAGCCGCUACGGACUCGAUUCCUGCGUUGUGCGGGGUUGGACUGGAUGACCCUCAGGGUCCCUUUCACUUCUACGGUUGUAGGACUCCCUGCGUUCAGUCUUUCGGCCUUCCCGGCUCCCAGAUCGGAGCAGCGCCGACGAUUCGUUCCCCCUCCUCUUCCGAUCUGGAACUUCCCAUUUCGGUCCCACUAAAGAGGCCUUGGUCCAUUCUUGUGGCGGGGAAAAGCUGCGUGCCCCGCUGCGGCCAGAAGCAGCCUUGCCACCCGUCCCAGGCUUGGGAUCCCGUUGUUGCGAACAGGUGGGCCUCAGCCAUUGCGAUUUGUGAUUCCUGCGUCGCAUUGCAGGGGGUUGGUUUGGAUGACCCUCGGGGUCCCUUCCAACUCUUUGAAAACAGAAGCCACAAACCAAAAAGAGAGAAAGGAAAGAGGAACUGGGUCGUUUGCAUGGGCUCCCUAGACGGUUGCUCCAUUUCCUUCUGGGAACUGUAUUUUUCGCUGCUACACUUCUGCCUCUGCCGGGAUCUGUGCCUUCCUAAAUUUACAACGCCUCGUGUUCCCUACGUUAUUCUGCUUUGUUUUCCGUUUCCUUUUCCGAUUUUGUUUCUUGGAAGCUGCUGGACAUUUGCCGUGGGUUGGGCUAGAUGACGCCCCCAAAAUCUCUGCAAUUCUACGAUUGUUUCAAAAGCCGUCCUGCUGGCACGGAGAGAAAGAGUCGCUGCUGAGGACCCUCCCAGCUUCAGCCCUUCUGACAUAUAUACUGCUUCAUGCCAUGCGCAGUAUAUAACGCAAAGUUUAGAGGCACAUCUUGUACAUAGAGACUGCAGUUCGGGCAGCGGCCAGCAGGAGGCGACAAAGACACCCACAGGAACAGGAAGCGGCCUGCUUUGGUGGAUCCCGCCCAUUCCAGCCAGUCGAGGGCCAAUGGGAUUCAAAGAAGCUUCCCAUUGGCCGCGGAGAGCAAAAGGGGAUUUUUCAAAGGACAACACAUAGGCUGACGCCUCUGUCCCUGCAGAUAGAUAGAUAUACAGUAUAAUCUCUGCUAGCCAGUGCCGGACUUGGAUAGGGGAGGAGGGCCUGAUCCUGAUGGACGGAAAGUGAUGCUGCUGUUACAUUACCUGUUCAUACCUGGGGCAGUGGGAGGGGCUGGGGUUUUAAUGACCUGUUAAUAACAGAAGAAAAGCCUUCUUAAAAAAAUAAUAAUAACA
Molecule: messenger RNA, 2095 nt
Organism: Podarcis muralis (Common wall lizard)
Lineage: Eukaryota; Metazoa; Chordata; Lepidosauria; Squamata; Lacertidae
Source: RefSeq, a predicted model, not a curated record